AUGGUCUCGCAGACAGUUGUUUCCUCCCUCCUGGUCGUCCUCGGCGCCGCCGGCGUCAGGGCCCAGCAACGCCAGAGUCUCUGGGGACAGUGCGGUGGUUCCGGCUGGAGCGGCCCUACACUCUGUGUUGACGGCGCGUGGUGCAACCCCCAAAACCAAUGGUAUCACCAAUGCAUUCCAGGCAGCGGUCCUACCACGGCCCAGCCUCAGGUGCCUACCACCACUGCCAGACCAACAACAACACUCGUCACAUCUGUUGUUUCCUCCACCACCUCCCCGUCGGGUCCCGUGGUGACAAAUCCUCCCGUGAACCCCGGUACUUGCCCAAACACACCGUCGGGCCUAGGAACGCCAGUGGCCAACCAGCUCAACGACCCCUUCACCUUCCACAACGGAAACAAGGUCACCAGCAAGGCGGACUGGGCCUGCCGGCAGAGGGAAAUCUCUGAGCUUCUCCAGCGCUAUGAGCUCGGAACUCUCCCCCCCAAGCCCAGCAGCGUGACGGCCUCCUUUUCAGGAAGCACGCUUUCCAUCUCGGUCUCUGAGGGCGGCAAGUCCAUUUCCUUCACCGUCUCCAUCAACAACCGUCCUUCCGGGGCGGGUCCGCACCCGGCCAUUAUCAACUUUGGCACCUUUGGCGCGUCCCUCCCUGUCCCUGCUGGCGUGGCCACCAUCAACUUCAAUAACGACGACAUUGCCCAGCAGCAGGGCGGCUCUUCCCGCGGCCGUGGCAAGUUCUACGACCUGUACGGGUCCAGCCACUCGGCCGGUGCGCUCACCGCAUGGGCCUGGGGUGUCUCCCGCAUUGUCGACGCGCUCGAGCUCACCCAGGCUCAGACUGGCAUUGACCCUACCCGACUCGGUGUCACCGGCUGCUCGCGCAACGGAAAGGGUGCUAUCGUGGCCGGUGCCCUCGAGCCCAGAAUCGCCCUCACCUUGCCCCAGGAAUCAGGCGCUGGCGGCUCGGGCUGCUGGAGAAUUGCCACAUGGCAGAAGAACAACGGGCAGAAUGUCCAGGAUUCCACCCAGAUCGUCCAGGAGAACGUCUGGUUCUCGCCCAACUUCAACAGCUACGUCAACAACGUUAACCAACUUCCUUUUGAUCACCACUUGCUCGCUGGUCUGAUUGCCCCCCGCGCCCUCUACGUCAUGGAGAACGUGGAUAUGGAAUGGCUUGGUAAGAUCUCGACCUACGGCUGCAUGGGAAUUGCCCGGAAGCAGUGGGAGGCUCUCGGUGCGCUGGACAACUUUGGCUACUCUCAGGUCGGCGGCAACAGCCACUGCAGCUUCCCGUCCAGUCAGCAAGGCAGCGAGCUCAAUGCCUUCAUUGAAAAGUUCUUACUCAAGAGGAGCGGAGGCAACACCAACAUCUUCAGAAGCACUCAGACUCACUCGAGCUUCAAUCUCAACAACUGGAGCCCGUGGGCUGUUCCCUCUUUGAACUAG
Molecule: messenger RNA, 1446 nt
Organism: Podospora anserina S mat+
Lineage: Eukaryota; Fungi; Ascomycota; Sordariomycetes; Sordariales; Podosporaceae
Exons: 1
Coding region: 1-1446 (481 amino acids)
Biological process (GO): carbohydrate metabolic process
Cellular component (GO): extracellular region
Molecular function (GO): cellulose binding
Source: RefSeq, a predicted model, not a curated record